CACAUGCUGCAGUCAUUCAGAGGCACAGCGUGGAGGCUGCACAUACACACACCGACACGUUUAGAGCGACAUGGCAAGACUACCUCACCGCUGUGUGAUGAUAUCAGUAUGUUUGGCAGGAGCUCUCCUACUGCUGCCGCUCUGCUUGGGCGUUGAGGAUUAUCAAUAUAACAUUGACUAUGAUUCCACUCAAACCCCGGAGUAUGACUACAACUCAACAUUUGAUUUCUCAUUCUUCAGCAAUGCCAGCAGUGAAGAACUGGAGAAGUUUUUCAUGGGAGAAGGGACGGACAGUGGAAGAGAAACAAGCUUUAAAGAAACAGAAACAGAAAGAGAAAAAGAAACAGAUGGAGGUGCACAUGAAGAAAAGCCUACUGAGCCAACAACCUUUGUUAUGAAUCAGGCAUCUCAGUCAACGCCUCUGUGUUCCCUUCUUACUUUGGUUCUGAUGCUUCAUCAGCUACUCAGACUAUUAUAGCAGACACACUGCACAUUACAGGACUCCGUUACACAAUCUGAACAGAAGUCCACGAAGAAGAAGAGCAGAUGGACAGAUAACCUGAACGAAAGACAUGUGGACAUCCAGUACAGACAGACACACACAUGCUCAUGCAUACACACUCAAAGAGCUCAAGCAAAAACAACAGCGGAUCCAUGACAAACCACGACAACACACGGCUUGCAAGCUGUACAUGAAAAGACACAUUGUUCCCUAUUCUUUGUCACCGCAAAACAGGCGCACAGAGGUCAAAGGUCUCAUAGGCUGGAUCAAUGGAAUGGAAUAUGAAUGUGAAACAGGGCUAAACUAAAUGACAGCUUCUUUUGUGGGUAUUCUUUCAGGUUGUGACUCAGAGGAGGUGAUUUGAGGAGCCUGAAUAACAAAGAAACUGAGAAAAACAAGAUAUUUCUCUUUUUUUAAUGAACAGAUGUGCAGGCUGUCCAUUGUCACGUAAAACAAUGCAAUUUUUGGCAAAAUCAAUACAUUUGUCUCUUUUAUGAGACUUUGUUUAAGCAUAUUUUUUAGCUGUAAUGAGCACAUCCUUUGAUUGCCAUGGCAAAGAUGUAUUUGAGAAACAAACAAAUCAGAUGUCAGUGUUACAUAAUGUCCAGUUUUAAUAUGCCAAUUUUAUCAUGUAUUGUUUGGGAAACUGUAGAUACGCACUGAAGUUUUACAAUUAGUUUAAGCUUUUCUAGUCAUUUAAAGCAUCAUGACCUCUUGCAGAUAUUACAUGUAGGCACUUUCCUUCACCACUGCACUUCUAAGCCUCACUAUUUCUUCAGUAAUCCUCGAUACAAGCACAUUUUUUGUUUUGUUAUGGAUUUAUGUUUUGUUACAAAUAAGGAUGGUGAUUUACACCAAAAUGCAUAUGAAUUUGUGAGCCAGUUGAGCUUUUUUAUGUGUUGUUACAAAUUCUGAAUAAAUAUUUUUUCAAGUAAUACACCACUUUGUGUAAUUUGUCUAAUGACUGACAUGGUAAGAAAAAAGUUACUUUUCAUUAUUCAGGGUAGGGGUGUCAGGAUAUACGGUGUUGAUGAUAAUCAUGAUAUUUAAAUAAUGAAAUAUUCUUAUUGUGCCACAGCAUAUCGGUAGUAUAAAUAUUUGAAAAUGAAUAGUACACAUACGUUAAUAUGACACAUUAUCCAGCGCCAUUAUGUAGUGUUACACUCUCGGUGUAAUUAGUUUCAUUAAUACUCCACACCAGAGGGCGCCUUUGUGCAGAAACAAGCGAGACUCAUAGGAGUAAGUUAAUACAAAAUUACUUUCCAGAAAUUACUUUUUAAUAUGGAUAAGGAAUAUUAAUAUGGAUAAUGUAUAUAUAUAUUGCAGUGCUAAUCACUGUAUCCACCUUAUUUUUCCGUAAGCGUGGGGGUGGAAUUUGUCAUUUUUAUGGGUCUGGUUUCUGGUCUCAUCCGCAUCAGCUUUUUUUAGCUGUAGCUACAAAAACAGCUCGUUUUGCUGUUUGAUAUCACAUAUUGGUGUGUAUUACCAUAUUAUUUUAUGUAUUAUCUUUAUGAACACACUGCCACUGUAAAAAACAAAAAACACAAUUUGCUGAGUCAGCUUAAAAUAAUUUGUUACCCUGCUGCCUUAAAAUGUUAAGUUCAGUCAACUAAAAUAAGUUUAGUCAACUUCAAAUGUUAAGUUGUACUGAGUGACAACUUAGAUAUUUGUGUUUGUUAAACUUAAAAGCUGGGUAAGUAACCCAGCUGCCUUAAAAUUUUAAGCUGAAUCAACUCAAAUAUCUAAGUUGUCAUUUAGUACAACUUAACAUUUCAAGUUGAAUAAACGUUUUUUGAGUUGACUGAACUCAAAAUUUUAAGGCAGCUACAUAACAAAUUAUUUUAAGUUGACUCAACAAAUAGUUUUUACAGUGUGGUUUGUAAACAGUUUUACCAUUUACUGCACAUUGUUAUUUUUCUCGUUUUGUGUGGCUAAUGAACUGGAAUUCUCGCCCGUUGGCUUACUUCAGCGUUGAAGAAUAAGGUGGAUAGAAUAGGCUACUAUAAAAUAAGAAUCAGUUCACAGCAGGAAGUUUUUACAAACACGAAAAUGAUGUAACUCAA
Molecule: messenger RNA, 2565 nt
Organism: Labeo rohita (rohu)
Lineage: Eukaryota; Metazoa; Chordata; Actinopteri; Cypriniformes; Cyprinidae
Exons: 5
Coding region: 71-478 (135 amino acids)
Source: RefSeq, a predicted model, not a curated record